This is a messenger RNA of Acaulospora colombiana, 849 nucleotides long. NCBI's taxonomy places the organism in Eukaryota, Fungi, Glomeromycota, Glomeromycetes, Diversisporales, Acaulosporaceae. The record is from the annotation of a GenBank genome assembly.
AAGGAGGAUUUACCCAAAGACAUUGAUGAAAUGGCAUUAUUGAUGACCUACUUGGUGGAAAACAAUUUAACAUUAGAUUCUGAUGAUGAUUCACCACAACCGGAUGUUGGUCAAGGGUUUUCGUCAAAUAAUGACUAUGCACAGGUUGACACACAUGGAAAAGAAGAGGGAAUAUUGGAGCUUUUUAAACAGUUGAAAUCAUUCAACUUCAAAUGUGGCAGUGGUGAUGUUAACGAGACUGCUCUCGAUUAUAGCGAUCCUGAAGAACCUAAAAUAGCAAUUGCAUAUAUUGCAAAUUCUGAUCCAAAUUAUAAUUCCAUGGGGAAUUUGCAAUUUUGUGAUGUCUUAAAUGGAGAGCUUGAGGGAGAUGGUAAAAUGCACAUAUGGGACCUUAAAUCAAGGAAGACAACGAUCGGUAUUACGAAAGAAAAAGACGCCAAUGUGAUAUCGAUAUCACCUAAUGACAGAUACAUUGCGCUUGGCGGUAUAUCAAACACAGUUUAUGUGUUUGAUAGAAGGAAUAUGAAAAAAUGCCUUCAUUCGUUGGAACACGAUGAUCCUAAAGAUGGUCUACCUCAUGAUGGUGUCAUGUCUUUGCAAUGGAUUCCGGAUAGUAGUAUUUUGUUGAGUGGCGGAAACGACUCGACUGUUCGCGUAUGGAAUGUUGAUGCAGCUAUUAAGAAUACCCCGUUGCUUUAUAGAUUUGAGAAUCACGAUAGCCCGGUUACCUCUAUCAGGAUUUCUCCCGAUCUACAAUUCAUGUCUGUCGGGGUGUCAACUGGAAAAGUAUAUGUUUACACUACUAAAGAAAUUUAUAUUCAACGCGGAAACUGUCUCAAGUAUUUAUAG